CGAGACACUGCAACCAGAGUUCAUGUUCCAUUUUGUCAGAAUCAAUGUCUCACUGGCACUCCUGCCUUCACUUCAAUCAACAACCACUUAGGAGUUGACCUGGGUCAUUGUGACGACCUUGAAUCGCUUACAUACAUGUUGAUCUAUCUGUUAUGCAGCUCCCUUCCAUGGUUAACUAGUGACCAUGAGAAACUCUCCAGCUCUUGUAUACUUGAGCACAAGGUCAACACCACCAUUGAAGUCUUAUGCAAUGGAAUUUCUGUUGAAUUUGCAAGUGUUCUCAUCUACACACGCUCUCUUGCAUUCUCAGAAGACCCUGACUAUGGGCAUCUUCAUUCAUUGCUUUGUGGUCUUCAAGCCACCUUGGCUGCGCCAUCUACA
This is a messenger RNA of Suillus subalutaceus, 381 nucleotides long. RefSeq lists its product as uncharacterized. The record is from RefSeq and is a predicted model, not a curated record. The transcript has a single exon. The annotation marks the transcript as partial. Lineage: Eukaryota; Fungi; Basidiomycota; Agaricomycetes; Boletales; Suillaceae. Gene Ontology annotation, molecular function: protein serine/threonine kinase activity. Gene Ontology annotation, biological process: signal transduction; endocytosis; peptidyl-serine phosphorylation. Gene Ontology annotation, cellular component: cytoplasm; nucleus.